AGCACUUUUUAGUCAAGCUAAUCCUGGAAGAAAUCGACUUGAAGAAACAACAACACAACACCUGUGAAGUAACAACUUACACACACCCCUGUCUUUCGCAACCUGUCUCUGAGCGCUCACCUGUUGGCUGUAGGGCGUUCAGGUCCUCUCAAGCCUAAAACAUACAAAGACACAAAAUGGAGGCGAUACUAUCUGCCUGAGGGAAAUUACACGCAUCUGAUCAAGUUUUUGUUUGUGUAAUUAACGAAUUAAUAAUACUAAAGUCCACUGGGACCGCGAGGAAAGAGGAUUAAAAAUGUUUUGGAGGUUAAUCGUCGUCGCGCUAAUGGCGACAGAGUCCGCCAUGGCUGUAUCAGUUCAAUGUCCUACCAAGAGGUACAUCGUCAUCCUCUUCCAGCCCGUCACCCUCACUUGUCAGUUUCAGACAACAGCUAGUCAGCCCCCUGUUGUCACAUGGAAGUAUAAGUCCUACUGUCGGGACCCAGUUCAGGCUGCGCUCAAUCCCAGCAGUGCAGAGAACAUCCUGGCCCAAAACAACCCCAACUAUAACCCCAACAUUGAGUGUUCAGACUCCCAGAGGACAGUGCGUAUUGUCGCCUCCAUGCAAAGCGGUGCUGUUACUCUUGGCAAGGAAUACCAGGGGCGCAAAGUCAGCAUAAUAAACAAUGCAGACCUAAACUUCGCGCAGACUGCGUGGGGAGACAGUGGCGUCUACGUCUGUUCUGUCGUGUCUUCCCAAGAUCUUUCGGGAAACGGUGAAGACUACACAGAGCUACUGGUGCUCGACUGGCUCUUGGUUGUUUUGGUGGUCUUCGGCUUCUUUUUGCUGCUCCUUUUGAUCGGGAUCUGCUGGUGCCAGUGUUGUCCACACACCUGCUGCUGUUAUGUCAGAUGCCCCUGCUGCCCAGAACGCUGUUGCUGUCCACGAGCAUUGUAUGAGGCAGGAAAAGCAGUAAAGAAAGGUAUGGCGAAUCAGUAUGCUACCACCGUCUAUGCUCCAAGUAUGUAUGCUCAGCCACCCUACGGUCAGCCUGGUAUGCCUCUACUUCCCGUACCUAAUGGGGUUGGAGCCCAUCCACCUCCAAGUGGUUACGGUCGUGAAUAUGACGCCAGCUCAGUGGGACAGGGCUCCCAGGUACCUUUGCUGCAUGACCAAGACCGAGGGGACAACACUCGCAGUGGUUAUAGAAUCCAGGUGGACCCCGAUGGGAAUGCAACACGUGCCAUUUACUAUAUGGAGAGGGAGCUGGCCAAUUUGGACCCAUCCAGACCUGCCAACUAUCAGCGCUUGGACAAUAUGACUGAAGUCAGUUCCCUGCAUGAGAGUCGGGAUUCUCGAGGUCGUGGAGGUCGUUCCCAGCUGCCGCCUCUGGCCACAGUCUAUGACCAGGAUGAAGCAAUGAGCACCAUCAGCAGCGUUUCCCAGCAAGGCCGCUACCGUGAUGACUACCCGCAGCACAGGGUAGGUAACAUGGGGGACCGCGUACGUGCCCGUUCAAUGGACAACCUUGAUGAUAUUGGACGGCGACGCCAACGAGACGACUACCCACCACACCGGCGCCCAGAUGAUCCCAGAGGCCAAAGAGGCUCCGAUGAUGGGUGGAGCAGCAGCGCCCGCAGUGGCUAUGAUCGUGACUAUGAUGAUCGCAGACGUCGUGACUAUUCCCCUGAUCAUCGGCGAGGAGAGGGAGGGGCUUAUAGCGGCCUCCCAGGACGGCGCAGCUACAGUCGUGAUGAUCUGACGGCUCUGGAGAGGGAUCGCCAGUGUGGUGGUGGUGGUGGUGGUGGUGCGAGGGGCAGGCGUGAUGAUUACGAUGACAGUUUCCUGCGAGAAGCCAUGGAGAGGAAGAAGAUGGGUGAGCAGCAGAGGGCACGGAGCCAAGAGCGACUGGACAGUGAGAGUGACCGCUCAGCUCGGGGGAGGGGGCCACGUGGGCCACCUCCCCUCCCUUUGAACCCACCCUCUGGAAACCCCGGUCGCCGUGAUGACUACCCACCUCCACCACCACCUUACAGUGAAGAUGAAAAGAAAAGCAACCUACGCAAGAAUGGAGCUGUGAGUCGGGAGAGCCUGGUUGUGUGAAAUCAAAACCUGAGAAGAGCAACCAAGUAGAAUAAGGAUGCAGCACUGAGCUAAAAAACAUACAGGUGGUUUUAAAGACUGUAAAUAUUCAUCACACUGCUAAUUUGCUGUGUUCAUUUUAUGUAUUUCAUAAUUGUUGCUAAGGGAAGAAGUGCACGAAUGAAAUGUUACGUGCCUUUUCAUGUACAAAAUAUUGUGGCUGCCACAAGUGCCUUAGAGUGUACAGAAUUUUACUUUUUAGAUGUGAAAGUCAAGUCAUAAAACAUCUCGAGUUAAACCUGUUCAGAAUUAGUUUUUAAGUUUUAUAUAGUUUAAUUUAGCUGAUGCAGGUACUGAUGCAGUUUUAUGGGUGUCUCUUUUUGCAUUUGUGAAAGGUAAAUUGUUUUUAUAUGAAACUAUGUACAUUUAAAUUUAUCUAGCUUUUUUUUCUUUUAUUAUGCUCACGUUUUAGAAUCCUGUUGAACAAAAUACUCUGCAGAGACUUUUUAACACUGAAUUGCAAUUUUAACCUUUGAUAUGUUGUAUAUAGCCAACCAGCAAUACACUGAAAAAGCAAAUUUUCCUUUUGAUGUGAUGAAAUCUUAAUUUUACAAUAAAGAUCUUCUUGCCAGACCACAUUUGAGUGUUUCACCACUAGAGGCCACUGUCUUGUUAGUGUGUGAUAGUAUGGCAGUAUGUUGUAGCAGUGGUGGUGUUCUAAUUCAGCAUUUUCUCUAUCCAGCAGUUGUUAAUUGCUGUUGGAUUUAGAAAUGUUAAGAAUUUGAUGAACCUUGAUUUGUGUUCAAUAAGAUGUUGUGAAGUUCUGAAGUUUUUUUUUGUUUUUUUGUUUUUUUUGGGGGGGGGGAUACCAUUGUGAAGUUAGUACUAUGAUAAGUAUUUUUGUUUCUCUCUUAAAGAAAGGAAUAUUGAAAAAAUAUCUUGUUUGCCAUCAUAUUUGUCAUUUCAUGUUGA
Molecule: messenger RNA, 3034 nt
Organism: Archocentrus centrarchus (flier cichlid)
Lineage: Eukaryota; Metazoa; Chordata; Actinopteri; Cichliformes; Cichlidae
Gene: lsr
Product: lipolysis stimulated lipoprotein receptor
Exons: 10
Coding region: 296-2083 (595 amino acids)
Biological process (GO): tricellular tight junction assembly; establishment of blood-brain barrier
Cellular component (GO): tricellular tight junction; plasma membrane
Source: RefSeq, a predicted model, not a curated record